Molecule: messenger RNA, 2249 nt
Organism: Esox lucius (northern pike)
Lineage: Eukaryota; Metazoa; Chordata; Actinopteri; Esociformes; Esocidae
Product: 1-acyl-sn-glycerol-3-phosphate acyltransferase gamma
Exons: 10
Coding region: 534-1667 (377 amino acids)
Cellular component (GO): endomembrane system; endoplasmic reticulum
Molecular function (GO): 1-acylglycerol-3-phosphate O-acyltransferase activity
Source: RefSeq, a predicted model, not a curated record
UUGUAAAUGUCUCUGCUGGAAGGGAGACACUAUUUUGCCUCCUUAGUUCUCAUUAUCUUUGUCCCAUGAGAGUCUGAAUCAAAGUGGACUAAUGGUUAGAAGUAGACCUAUACUGCUUCUUGGGGUGAUCUGCACUGGACUUACUUUGGCUCACUGUAAUUGGGGAGGGUUGUCUAACAACUCCAAUUGCUUCUCUCGCUGAGUGGGCAGUUAUGUGAGCUGGUUGAGUUCUUGCUGUCAUCAUAUUCUGGCUAUUUCUUUUGGCUAAUGGCUUUGCAGCAGGACAAAUCUUGAGUGAGGUUCCGAUCUGUGCCGUUAUUGGUUUGAUUUUGGUUGGAUACUUUUUACUUCUAUUUUGGUUGGAUACUUUUAAAAGCCAAGAUGCUGAGCCAGAGCACGGUGAUGAUCUUCUCCGGGAUAUGUGGGGCUUUUGUGGUCCUUGCCAUGGGCUACUACGUCUAUUGGACCAUCGUACUGAGUGAAGGGCCGUGCAGAAGGGGCUUAUAAAGGCAAACCACCCCGUAGCAACAGACAUGGGUCUUUUAGCCCAGCUGAAGACCCACUUUGUACUGCAACUCCUCAUGGGCUUUGUGUUUGUGGUGAGUGGCCUGAUCAUCAACUUCAUCCAGCUCCUCACCUGUGUCCUGUGGCCCAUCAACAAGCAGCUCUACCGCAAGAUCAACACCCGGCUCUCCUACUCCCUCUGGAGCCAGUUGGUCAUGCUGCUAGAGUGGUGGUCAGGAACAGAAUGCACCCUCUUUGCAGACCAGGCCACGGCGGACAAGCUGGGCAAGGAGCACGCCAUCAUCAUCCUCAACCACAACUACGAGAUCGACUUCCUUUGCGGCUGGACCAUUUGUGAGAGAUACGGAGUCUUGGGGAGUUCCAAAGUGCUGGCCAAACACGAGUUGCUUAAGGUGCCUCUGAUUGGCUGGACCUGGUACUUCCUGGAGAUUGUGUUUUGUAAGAGAAAGUGGGAGGAGGACAGGGACACUGUGUUCAGAGGACUGAACAGACUCAAAGACUACCCUGAGUUUAUGUGGUUCCUGCUGUACUGUGAAGGCACCCGUUUCACUGAAAAGAAGCACCAGAUCAGUAUGGAGGUGGCGGAGAGUAAAGGCCUGCCCAAGCUCAAAUAUCACCUGCUGCCGAGGACCAAAGGCUUCACCACAACGCUGAAAUGCCUCAAAGGCACUGUUUCUGCCGUUUACGACGUCACUCUGAACUUCAGAGACCACCAAGUCCCCACUCUGCUGGGCAUUGUCAAUGGGCGAAAGUACAUGGCAGAUAUGAGUGUGAGACGGUUCCCCGUAGAGAACAUCCCAGAAGAUGAGAAAGAAUGUGCUGAUUGGCUUCAUAAGAUCUACCAGGAGAAGGAUGCUCUCCAAGACCUCUACCAUAAAGAGGGCACUUUCCCAGGCCCUUCUUUCACCCAGCCACGUCGUUGUUGGACGCUACUAAACUUCUUUUUUUGGGCAGCCCUGCUGCUCUCGCCCCUCAUCAACUUCGCUUGCGGGGUAGCGGUCAGCGGCUCCCCUCUCCUCAUCCUCGGCUUUAGCCUCUUCCUCAUUAUAGCCUCCAUAGCCAUCCGGCGCCUGAUUGGUGUCACUGAGGUUCAUAAGACCGGUUCCAGUUACGGUGACGAAGGAGCCAAGAAACAGAAUUAAACCUCUUCCUCCAUCCUGACAGCGGUUCGGUUUGUUCCUGGGAGACCCCCCCUCCCCCCAUUCUAUUCUGUUGUCCCGUGGGUGUCGGGUCAUCUUGCCAGGGAGGGGUGUCAGACCUGUUAGACAGCCAGCCAGAGCCAUGGAAACCGUAUUAGGGAGGGAGAAUUGAGAACAUCUGGAGACUAAGAACGACUAAGGAGGUACUUCUGAGACCAUCAUUCUUGCCCCCUUAUCAGCCUCCUCUUAUCCCGUCCACUCCUCGACACCUGAGACCGCCAGGGUCAACACUACUGAACACAACAGGAAAUGAUCCACCAAAGCCCUUUGACCACAGAAUCAAUCCUGUCGACCAAUUUCCUCUAUACAUUUCAAAUGUAGUUUUGUAGUUUUCAUUUGACAUGGUGUUGCUGCGGUUGUCACUGUUUGUAACAUACAGUCUUAAUUAGGGACCAGUGUCUUUGGACCAGCCUGGUGGUUGUUUUUUUUCUGCUUACCUCUAAAUAUUAAACAUUUUACUUUCACUUGAUUCAUGUGUCUCUUGUGGGGUCCCAACCCUUUGUGUUGUUCAGAUGCUUUAAGAAA